Molecule: messenger RNA, 2034 nt
Organism: Carica papaya (papaya)
Lineage: Eukaryota; Viridiplantae; Streptophyta; Magnoliopsida; Brassicales; Caricaceae
Product: putative pentatricopeptide repeat-containing protein At3g08820
Biological process (GO): RNA modification
Molecular function (GO): protein binding; RNA binding
Source: RefSeq, a predicted model, not a curated record
AAUUCUAUCAUUUUUUUUGUUGGAGUAACUAAUUUCUUCUUGAAUAAUUGAAAACGCAAAACAAUGGAAUGCAAAUUUACUGAAUAAUUGGCUUCAAGAUGGAAGUUUCAAUUUCAAUCCCAACAACAGGAUCUGAUUAUGCUUCCAUUUCCCCGACGCUCUGCAUCCACCAUUAACACACCUUCUAGUUUUGCUUCUCGUUUAGCUCGUCAUCUUCUGCAUUCCAAUCCGUUUUCCUCCACCAGCUUCCCCAAUCUCUCUACCCUUUUACAGGGCCGAAUUUCUUGCUCUCAUGUCCUUCAAAUCCAUGCCCAAGUGUGCAGGCGUAAUGCCCACCAAGACAACUUGAUCGCCACUCGUCUCAUCGGCCACUACCCAUCUCAUCGUGCUCUCGCCGUAUUCAGUCAUCUGGAAAGUCCCAACAUUUUCCCCUUUAACGCCAUUAUCAGAGUCUUGGCUGAAGCUGGUCUAGUCUCUAACUCUUUUCUUCUCUUCAAAAAGCUCAAGCAGAGCUCGCUUUCCCCUAAUGAUUUCACCUUUUCCUUCCUCUUGAAGGCGUGUUUACGAUCCGGUUAUGCUCGGUGGGUUAAACAAGUUCAUGUCCAGAUCGUGAAACUGGGUUAUCUCGGUCAUUCCGCUGUUUGUAACAGUCUCCUUGUGGCUUACUCGAAGGUUGACGAAGAAUUGGAUUCUGCACGUAAGGUGUUCGAUGAAAUUCCCGAGAAGGAUUUUGUUCCUUGUUGGACUUCUUUGAUUGCAGGUUAUGCUCAAGCAGGUCGAGCCGGGGAAGUUUUGCAGCUUUUCUGUAAAAUGGUGGAGGAGAAUUUGUCGCCGGAGGAUGAUACAAUGGUGAGUGUUUUGUCUGCUUGCUCCACCCUUGACAUGGUUCAAUUUGAGAGAUGGGUGCGAGUCAUGCAUGAGGUUUUCCUCGAGAAUUUUGAUUCUGACAAACUGGUACGUGGUUCCAUUAAUACUGUUCUUGUUUAUUUGUAUGGUAAAUUGGGGAAGGUUGAGAAGAGUAGGGAAAUAUUUGAUGAGAUUGAUAAUAUUGGAAAAGGAAGUGUUCUUCCUUGGAAUGCUAUGAUCGGUACUUAUGUUCAAAAUGGCUGCCCUGUGGAAGCUCUGAAUCUUUUCCGCUUAAUGGUGGGAGAUUCUGAUCAUAGACCAAACCAUGUCACCAUGGUCAGUGUGCUUUCAGCUUGUGGGCAAGUUGGUGAUUUAGAACUUGGAAUGUGGGUUCAUGACUACCUAAAAUCCAGAGGACGCAGAGGAGUUCUACAUACUAACACAUUUCUUGCCACUGCUUUGAUUGAUAUGUAUUUCAAAUGUGGGAGUCUUGAGAGAGCCAGAGAGGUUUUCAAUAAGAUGAAAUCGAAAGAUGUUGUUGCAUUCAAUGCCAUGAUAAUGGGUCUUGCAGCAAAUGGUGAGGGCAGAGAGGCAAACAGAAUUUUCUGUGAAAUGAAAGAACUUGGUUUACAUCCCAAUGCAGGAACAUUCCUUGGUCUGUUAUGUGCUUGCAAUCACGCUGGUUUACCAGAUGAGGGAAGACAAAUAUUCAGAGACAUGAAUUUGUCUUUUUCAAUAUCUCCUGAAUUGGAACACUAUGCCUGCUACAUCGAUCUUCUUGCUCGAGUUGGGCUCAUUGAAGAAGCUCUCGAGGUGGUUGGUUCUAUGCCAUUUGAGCCUAACAACUAUGUCUGGGGCGCAUUGCUUGGAGGUUGUUUGCUUCAUUCGAGGCUAGACUUAGCGCGGAACAUUUAUGGAAGACUUGUCGAAAUGGAUCCUAGAAAUUCUGGAGGAUAUGUGAUGUUGGCUAAUGCAUUUGCAGUGGAUCAGCAAUGGACUGAGGUGUCUGUAUUAAGGUGGGUAAUGAGGCAGAAGGGAGUUAAGAAGCAGCCUGGUCAGAGUUGGAUCACCAUUGAUGGAUUUGUACAUGAAUUUCUUGUGGGUUCUCCAGCAAAUCCACAAAUUGAAGGCAUAUCUACCACAUUGAGUGGUUUGAUGAAUGUAAUGAGGGUCCCUGUAUUUAAAUGA